This is a messenger RNA of Lecanosticta acicola, 3829 nucleotides long. Lineage: Eukaryota; Fungi; Ascomycota; Dothideomycetes; Mycosphaerellales; Mycosphaerellaceae. The record is from the annotation of a GenBank genome assembly.
AUGUCUUUCGAUCCAAUGAUGGAGCAGAUGGAGACGGAGGAGGAUUUCGCAGACCCAAACAUCAUCACGGCCGAGGACUGCUGGUCUGUAAUCCAUUCCUUCUUCAACGCGAAGGGACUGGUCAGCCAGCAACUCGACUCUUUUGAUGAAUUCGCCAGUACGACCAUGCAGGAGAUCGUCUCCGAGACGCCCAACGUCGUAAUCGAUCAAGCAGUGCCCUACGAAGAAGACGACAGCAACAUGCCUGUUGUCAAGAAGCGAUUCUCGAUCGAGCUUGGCGAGCUCACACUAUCUACCGCUGCUGUGACUGAAGGCGACGGUACCACCCGACCGCUCUAUCCACACGAGGCGCGCCUACGAAACCUGACAUACGCCUCACCCGUAUUCCUUUCGAUGACCCGACGUGUGCAUUACGCUCGUGAGAGAUCACUGGGGGGGCAUCUGAGCGAAGAUGGCAAGUGGAUAGAUCCGGAUGGCUGGCAAGAAGGCGACCCGAAAGAGACGGUCUGGGAGGAGGAUCCCGAUACACCUCCUUUGACGGAGCCUCAAGUCUACCUUGGCAAACUGCCAAUCAUGCUCAAGUCCAAGAUCUGCGUGCUACGCAAUCGAAGUGAGCAAGAGCUAUACGCCUUCCAGGAAUGUCCUUUUGAUCAGGGCGGCUACUUCAUCAUCAACGGCAGUGAGAAGGUGCUGAUUGCACAGGAGCGCAGUGCAGCCAACAUUGUUCAAGUGUUCAAGAAGAAGGGCUCAAAUACGCCGGUGGUUGCGGAAAUCCGGAGUGCCAUCGAGAAGGGCACUCGCUUGAUCAGCUCCAUGCAAAUGAAGCUUUUUAAGGAGAGCGCGAAUACUUCUCACGGCAAGACCAUCAAAGUCUCCCUUCCCUACAUCAAAGCCGAUAUCCCCAUCGCAAUCGUGUUUCGAGCUCUUGGGAUCGUCUCCGACGAGGACAUUCUGAAUCACAUUUGCAAUAAGAAUGACUGGCAAAUGCUGGAGAUGGUGAAACCCUGCCUGGAGGAAGCAUUCAUCAUCCAAGAUCGUGAAAAUGCGCUCGAUCACAUUGGGCGACGAGGUCAGCAAGCGGGCACGAAGGACAAGCGAAUACGAUAUGCAAGGGAGAUCAUGCAGAAGGAGUUCCUACCCCAUAUCUCCCAAGAAGAAGGCAGUGAAACGAAGAAGGCAUAUUUCCUGGGCUACAUGGUGAACCGGCUUCUCCAGUGCGCGCUCGGCCGAACAGAAGAGGACGACCGUGAUCAUUUCGGCAAGAAGCGACUCGACCUCGCGGGACCCUUGAUGGCCCAAGUGUUCCGCCUGAAGUUCCAGCAACUGGUAAAGGACAUGAAGUUGUACCUCCAUCGCUGCCUUGAAACCAACCGAGAAUUCAAUCUUACACUAGCAGUCAAGACCAACAUUCUGACGAACGGGUUGAGGUACUGUCUUGCCACAGGUAACUGGGGCGAUCAAAAGAAGGCUGCAAGCUCGAAAGCCGGUGUCAGCCAGGUGUUGAAUCGAUACACGUAUGCAUCAACCCUCAGCCACUUGCGGAGAACGAACACACCCAUCGGUCGAGACGGCAAGAUUGCCAAACCACGUCAGCUUCACAAUACCCACUGGGGUCUCGUCUGUCCUGCGGAAACGCCAGAAGGCCAAGCUUGUGGUCUGGUGAAGAAUCUGUCCCUGAUGUGCUAUGUCACCGUCGGUACCCCUGCGCAUCCUAUUGUGGAGUUCAUGAGAUCUCGAGGAAUGGAGUUUCUGGAGGAGUACGACCCAGCUAUGAAUCCAAAGGCGACCAAGGUCUUCGUUAACGGCACAUGGGUUGGGGUGCAUCGUAGUGCCGGUGCACUGACGGAAACCCUGCGCAACAUUCGGAGAAAGGGCACGCUCAGCUUCGAGGUCACGAUCAUUCGCGAUGUCCGUGAGAGGGAGAUUCGGAUCUUCACCGAUGCGGGCCGAGUCUGCCGUCCGCUUUUCGUCGUGGACACGGACCCACGAUCAAGCAACAACGGAAGCUUGGUGCUCAAGCAAGACCACAUUGGAAAACUUCAAGCGGAUCAAGAUACCCUUGCAACCUUGGACGGCUAUAGUGAAGAAGAUCGAGAGAGCAAGAUCUUCGGCUGGAAGGGUCUUGUCGACGCCGGUAUAGUUGAGUACCUGGAUGCGGAAGAAGAAGAGACCGCCAUGAUCAUCAUGAGCCCUGAAGACCUUGAGGAGCAUAAGGCUAUGCGACGCGGCGAGACGUAUGAUGCAGCAAAUGUUGGUGAUCCUCACCGGCGCAUCAAGAAUAAGCCCAACCCACACGUCCGAACAUGGACCCACUGCGAGAUCCAUCCAGCUAUGAUUCUUGGCAUCUGCGCCAGUAUCAUCCCAUUUCCAGAUCACAACCAGAGCCCUCGUAACACAUAUCGUGAGUCGGCCCCCUUGCUGGUAUUAUUGGGAUAUUUUGCUAACCAGAUCUUUAGAGUCUGCCAUGGGAAAGCAAGCUAUGGGUGUUACGCUCACAAAUUACAAUGUGCGCAUGGACACCAUGGCCAAUGUGCUCUACUACCCACAAAAACCUCUUGCUACAACGCGAAGCAUGGAGUUCCUCAAGUUCCGAGAUUUACCUGCAGGUCAAAACGCAAUCGUUGCCAUUGCCUGUUACUCCGGUUACAACCAGGAAGAUUCCGUCAUUAUGAACCAAAGCAGCAUCGACCGUGGCCUCUUCAGAUCUCUCUUCUACCGUGCCUAUAUGGACCAAGAGAAGAAAGUCGGCAUGAGCGUGGUUGAAUCUUUUGAAAAGCCUACACGAGCUGACACGAUGCGCAUGAAGCACGGCACGUAUGAUAAGCUUGAUGAUGAUGGCAUUGUCAGUCCCGGAUGCCGUGUAUCUGGCGAGGAUAUUGUCAUUGGCAAGACCGCUCCCAUGGCACCGGAUGCGGAAGAAUUAGGCCAGCGAACGAAGCUGCACGUCAAGCGAGACGUCAGUACACCUCUGCGAUCGACCGAGAACGGUGUCGUUGACCAGGUUGUCUUCACAACAAACCAGGAAGGUCUGCGAUUCGUCAAGGUGCGGACCAGGGUGACGAAGGUCCCUCAGAUAGGCGACAAGUUUGCCUCUCGUCACGGACAAAAGGGUACUAUCGGUAUCACUUAUCGACAAGAGGACAUGCCAUUCAGCGCCGACGGUCUCACACCAGACAUCAUCAUCAACCCGCACGCCAUUCCUAGUCGUAUGACGAUUGCUCACUUGAUUGAGUGUCUGCUAUCGAAGGUUGCUGCUUUACAGGGUCAAGAAGGUGAUGCGACGCCCUUCACUGACGUUACCGUCACAUCCAUCUCAGACAUUCUUGUCAGUCAUGGCUUCCAGCAGCGUGGUUUUGAAGUCAUGUACAAUGGCCACACUGGCAAGAAGCUCAAUGCUCAAGUCUUCCUUGGACCUACGUACUACCAGCGUCUCCGCCACAUGGUAGACGACAAGAUCCACGCUCGUGCUCGUGGACCUUUGCAGAUUCUCACACGCCAGCCUGUCGAAGGUCGUGCACGAGACGGUGGUCUGCGUUUCGGAGAGAUGGAGCGCGAUUGUAUGAUCGCUCACGGAGCUUCGGCGUUCUUGAAGGAGAGACUUCUCGACGUCUCCGACGCUUUCCGCGUUCACAUUUGCGAGAUUUGCGGCCUGAUGACGCCCAUCGCGUCCAUCAAGAAGCAGCAAUUCGAAUGUCGCCCUUGCAAGAACAAGACUCGCAUCGCACAGAUCAUCAUUCCGUACGCUGCCAAGUUGCUCUUCCAGGAGCUAGCAGCUAUGAAUGUCGCGACGAGGAUGUUCACGACGAGGAGUGGAGUGUCUAUUCGUUAG